Messenger RNA from Astyanax mexicanus (Mexican tetra), 5398 nucleotides. Its product is annotated as phytanoyl-CoA hydroxylase-interacting protein-like. The transcript has 6 exons. Gene Ontology annotation, molecular function: protein binding. The record is from RefSeq and is a predicted model, not a curated record. Gene Ontology annotation, cellular component: cytoplasm. Bases 214 to 1335 code for a protein of 373 amino acids. NCBI's taxonomy places the organism in Eukaryota, Metazoa, Chordata, Actinopteri, Characiformes, Acestrorhamphidae.
AAUGCGCUGUUGGUCACUAAUCUACUGACCGUUGGGGGCGGGGCUGCGGAUGACGAGUCACUGACGUAGAGAGAGAGAGUGAGAGAGAGAGACUGACCGCCUCCAGAAGGGUGAGGACCGCUCGUGCCUCUCUUUCCUCUCCUGCUCGUGCCAAAAAAUAGAUAACUCCCCUUUAACCGGAUUGCUGUCUGACUGCGCGCGAGCCGGACAGACAUGGAGGCUCCGGGUCUCGGCCGCGGCGUCCCGGCGAGCCCGCGCGAGGGCCUCGUGAAGAACGUGAGCCUGGAGUUGCUCCAGCUGUGCGAGAGAGACGGUAAGGCGGAGGACAGUGGAGUAGUAGAGAUGGAGCUUCCAGUGCCUGUGAACAUCAGGAUCAGUAACAUCACCUGUGACUCCUUCAAGAUCUGCUGGGACAUGGACCCUCGUACCAAAGAGAAAAUCACCCACUACUUCAUCGACCUCAACAAGAAAGAGAACAAAAACUCCAACAAGUUUAAACACAAGGAUGUUCCCACAAAGCUGGUUGCCAAGGCAGUGCCGCUGCCGAUGACAGUGCGAGGCCAUUGGUUCCUGAGCCCGAGAACAGAGUACACGGUUGCUGUGCAAACCGCAUCCAAGCAGAGUGAUGGAGACUACGCUAUUUCUGAGUGGAGCGACAUUGUGGAGUUCUGCACUGCAGAUUACUCCACGGUCCAUUUGACUCAGCUACUUCAGAAGGCUGAGGUCAUUGCUGGCAGAAUGCUCCCUUUCACCGUCUUCUACCGCAAUCAGAACCAAGAGUACUUCGACCACUGCAGAGACUCACAGGGUGGUCGAAUGCUUCCAUCUGUGAAGGACAACAGUGGCAGCCAUGGCUCUCCUUUGAGUGGAAAGCUGGAGGGCAUCUUCUUCAGCUGCAACACCGAGUUUAACACGGGCCAGCCACCACAGGACUCGCCGUACGGUCGCUACCGCUUCCAGAUCCCGGCUGGGGAGCUUUUCACUGCAGACACACGGGCCUACUUUGGCGACUUCUACUGCAUGUAUACGGCCUACCACUACGUCAUCCUGGUCCUGGCACCGCGAGGCUCCCCAGGGGACAUCUACUGCAGCGAGCGCCUGCCUGAGCUCGACGUGACCGAUAACCGCUUCCUGACGCGCGUGUGUGGCCCAGACGGGCGCGUGGAGUUUCGGCAUGCACAAGACGUCAUCCUGGAGAUUAUCUACACAGAUCCUGUGGAGCUGGCACGGGGCAGCGUGGCUCAGAUCAGCGGACAUCAGCUCAUGAGCCUGUCCACCGUCAACGCAAAGAAAGAUCCAAGCUGCAAGGUCUGCAACAUUAGCGUGGGGCGCUAAUGUGGAAAGCUAGCGGACGCACACAAAAUUGAGCUGGACCUAAUGACACACCUCAAGAACUCUUAUCAUUACUCUAACAUUAGCAUGGACUAAGUCAUCACAACAUAAACAGAUUCAUCCCAAACACACUAACCAACUGUGUCCUCACCCUAGAAGCUGCAACAUUAGCAUGGGGCGCUACACAGGCUAGCACUCGUGCACACUCAAGCUGGACUUAUUAACCAGUUACCCUCAUGUCUAAACCUCUAACCUGGACUAACACAUCCACAUCAACUCUCAACAUAAACCUGCUAACUAACUGUAUCCAAACCUCAGAACACACAUAGACACACACACAUACACACAUAAGAGCGGCAAAAUUAGCAUAGGAUGCUAACAACACCAUUACUAUGAGGGACACUAAUACUGUAUCGCAGUCAUUCGCAAAAUUAGAAUGGACCUACUAACUAACUGUUUUCAAGAAAUCUGACCACACACAUCAUUAGAGCUGCAACACUGGUGAGAGAGGUACUAACUAUUAGUAUGCACUGCUAAUACUGCUUAAAACAAGGUUACAGAGUUUAUUAGCGCAGGCUACACUAAACAAAUGCAAACGUACUGUAAAUUAGAGGAAUUUAUUAGCCAAUUGUUGCAACUAUUUUUCCAAAUUUCUGCACAGUGCAUUCUCUUAAAUCCAAUAAUUUAAAGUCAUUUAGAGUACAUUUUGAUCCGAAAUUGUGGUUAAUUGUAGAGAAACAUGCCAACUCUUAAUUUCUUUACAGUGGUGGGGAAUGGAAAAGUGUGGUAUAACUACAACACAAAUAAAAUAUAGCUGUUUUAUUUAGCUAAGUUUUGAAGAUAUAAACUGCUGAUGUAAAAUAGUAAAAAAAUGAGAAAAACUGUCUGGUAAACUAUUGUUAACACCUGUUUUCCUGCAUGUCUCCCUACACCAUAAUUGGAUUUAAACAUACAGUACAUUCUAUACAUAACACAAGAAUCACAAAAAUACCCUGUUUACACCUGGUCUCUUCAUUGUACUAGUAUGUAAAUAGUACUCUGAUACAAUUUUAGUCACAUGUAUAUACACUUGGACAGGUCUCUGGUUAGUAGAACUGAAUCCUGAUUGCUGUAUUGGACAGAAUAUGCAAAUUUGCUUGCUGUGUAGCAGUUAUUACUGAUGCAUCUUAGAUCACCUGAAGUGAUUUAUUUAAAUGAUUGGUUUUGUAUCUGUUUUAAAUGUGCCUUGAGUGCGUUUAGACUUUUUCAGAUAUGCAGAAAGGGACCAGGUGUAAAUGGGAUUAAAGUACAAAAAAGGAUUCAGAUUUGGAACAUUUUAGGGCCUGUUCACACGCAAAACUUGGUGCUACAAAAUCUCAAUUUGGGCUGAGGACUCGAUACAAAGAAAAUGGGAGACUCUCAUCGUAAAGGGUGCUGCCUCCUCCAGCCUCCAGAAAUCGAAUCAUAAGCGCUCACAGGAGAUGCAUUUAAAAUACCAGGUAUGAAAGACUAUGAGUUUUGGCAGUAAUUUGUGAUCAGAUCAACCAGAACCCAUGUUAAUGCAGGAUAAUGAAUGGGGUUCUAGCCUCAGGCAUCAGGGAGUGCACUCUCAACCACUUGGUUUAAAAACUGGAGCUAUUAAAGGUUCAGACAUCUGUCUCCAUUCACCAUCACUGUAAACAAUUCUGAAUGGGAGUGUUUAAAAUCACAAAUUCUGGAAAAAAGAUGGAUUUUGGGAAUAUCAACCUGUUUUUUUUUUUGUGUAAAGAUGAAUACCUUAUCUAAAAUGAAACUUCAAUGUAAUUGCAAUUUUAAAAUCCCACACACACCUAAAACAUUUAACUUUAGCUUGGUUUGCUAGCCUUGGCUGUCAGAAGCUGACAUAUAACCUAAAUUUAUGUAAAUGUAGAGAUUUCACCUUUAUUAUAGCACAGCUACAAUUUGUUAUUAUUAAUAAAAUUUUAAGGAAAAAAUAUUAAUAUUAAGAAACACAACAGAAUAGAAACCUGAUUUCUGAUUUCUAACAUUACGCUACAUAACAUGGACCCACACACAGAAACACAGCUUGUUCAUGCUGAUGUUUUCCAACCCCCUUAAUUCUGCCACAUCCUCAAGACCCCCCUCCUGCUAGCUACCGGCUAUCCGGUUAGCUGUUUUGGUUCAGACUGCAAACCAACGCUGAAGAACUUCUGAAUGGACUCCAAAAGGAGAACACCAGUGAUGCCGUGGCCCAGAAAGUUUAUAAGAAGAGAAAUAAAUGAAGGACACCACACAUAUCAUUCCUGGAUGCUUCUGUUUCACAUUGUGUGUCUUAAUGGGCUCCAAGUCGAGGCCUUUAACCUACGGACGUUACUGAAGCCAACUGUUCCGUUCCUGCCUGCUCCCAAAAUCCUCUCUGCAAAAACGGAAAAGAAGUGAAGAAGAGUAGAAAGAAUGCAACUUUAAAACCAUCUUUUAUCACCCCUGUCCUGACUGUAAGCCACUUAUAUUCUUUAAAAAAAAAAGAGAAAAGAGAAGAAAGAAAACAGACAACCUGGAUCUGAAUAAAACUCAGCCUUAUCUGUUCAUCUUCACUACCUGCUUAAGUUUAACUCAGAUUUUAUCAGGUAAUAAUGUUUUUUUUCAAGCUUUAUCUGGAAACAAACAAACAAAAAAUAUUGAUUGAAGUCUCUCCAUUAUUAAUAUAGUGAAAAACAGGGCUUGCAGUAGAAUUCUACUUUGAUUCUGCUAAUUUCUUCCAUACUUUAGUGUAUGAGAUGUCAAUAGAGUCAUUCAGAGUGGAGGUUUGAUGUGAAACUGUGCUUUCAACAACACUAAUAUAGCCAUGGACUGCUGAAGCACUGCAGAAAAUGUCUUCUUAGCAAUCUUAGCAAGUGAAAUGGUAUUAAAUAUAGUCUCAUAAUAUCUAAUAUAUCUUAUUUUAAUACUUGUAGUAAUAUCCUAAGAAUCAAUGUGUUAUUUCUAAUUUUGCUUUUAGUGAUUUUACCUUCUAAACGAAUCUUAGUGCACUGGAAGGUAAUUGACUUUUUUUCAAGAAAUAACAUAUAUUUUAGUCUUGGUUAAGAAAUACAGUUUGAAACAAGCAAAAAGAUCUGCCAAUGGAAUAAGACACUUAGACAGUAGAUCAAAUUACUUAAAUCAAGCCAAAAUGUACACAAUACACAAAAUGGCUGUGUAAGAGAGAGAAAAAAACAGUGUACUUUUAGUGUUUAAGUGUAUAGUGUGAGUUUAUAUAUUUUGUCGAGGGUAAAACUGUGGUAAAUCUGAACCGUUGUUUCUGUUGUACAAUGCCCUGCAUGAUUCCAUUCAGCAGUUUAAUGAUAUGCAGUUUUAAAAUCACAUUAUAGGCCCAAGACUUUAGACCUCAGAAUUCUGGUAAAACUGUGUGUGAGGCAUCAGGCAGUUGGAUUAUUAACUAUUAGAGGUCAUUUUUUCUGUGAAGAAUAAAUAUAUACAGUUUUAGAGCUUCAGCCCUCUGCUUUCAUUCACCUCUACGGUCAAACAGAACAGUGUUUUACACCAAACCUCACUCAGAAUGACUGUUUACAACUUAAAGGGAGAAAUCCUGUGUCAAAUUCACUUGGUUUAUAGUGAAACAUGGUAACGAGUAUGAGCUUUUGUUGAAUAGCCCACCUCCUUUCUCCCCCAGUAUUCCCAAAUAUAGUGCUUUGAGCCGAUGCUCCCAGAAGGCUAACGAUGCUAGUAGUAAGGGUAUACCCAUGCAAAGAAAUCACUAUUUUUUACACCAUUAACAAACUCAAAGUAUCUCCACACUUGAUUAAGGCCUUGACAUUUAAAAUGAGGAACUGAACUAAAAUGAGAGCUUUGAAAGUGCACAGUUAGUUUAUUAAAACACUGUUUAUACACAGAGUUCAUUAAGACAGUUCUCCGGACGACGCCAUCUUGAAAUUAAUAUGAUGAUAAUUUGACUGAUGGGCACAAUUGAAUAGGUAAGAUAAGGGGAACAGAUAUUCAGUGAAAAAAGCAUGAAUAUUAAAAAUACUUUCAACAACUGUAACAGCUAAAAUUCAUGCACUCCUAUAGAGUUCAUUUCUGUUAAUGGUGUACAAAUAGUUAGCAUUGGUAA